Cimex lectularius (bed bug) is the source of this 3296-nucleotide messenger RNA. RefSeq names its product 3'-5' ssDNA/RNA exonuclease TatD. The record is from RefSeq and is a predicted model, not a curated record. Gene Ontology annotation, cellular component: cytosol. NCBI's taxonomy places the organism in Eukaryota, Metazoa, Arthropoda, Insecta, Hemiptera, Cimicidae. The coding region runs from base 182 to 1090 and encodes 302 amino acids. Gene Ontology annotation, molecular function: single-stranded DNA 3'-5' DNA exonuclease activity. The transcript has 6 exons.
UUACUUUUAUAACAUUAAUUUUAGUACUUUGUUAGAUUCCAGUUGAUAUUAGUUCUUAUCUUAAUAGUUUUCCAAAUUAGUCGCUUUUCUGUGUAAUUUCUUAGAGGUCAACGAUAAUUUUUCUUCUAAGUCUUAAGUGUUUCUAUUUCCUGACUUUUUCUUCUACUACUAUUCGGUAGAUAUGGCAGAAUCUAAGAGUUCCGAUUCCAGUAAAAUGGAAAAAUGUUUCGAGAAUUACAUUUUGAUCGACGUCGGAGCGAAUCUGACGAACCGAAAAUUCAGUCGAAAUUUAGAAUCCGUCGUCUCGAGGGCUAAAGAUGCAGGAGUACAGAAAAUAGUUGUAUCAACGUCUUCUUUAAAAGGGAGUAAAGAGGCGUUAAGACUCAGUAGGAUAUACCCUGGGACUCUGUACGCAACUGCUGGAGUUCAUCCACAUGAGGCUAAAACGUGGGCAGACGACACCUAUGAAGAAUUAAAAGAAAUCGCAAUGAAUUGUGAAUGUGUGGCAAUCGGUGAAUGUGGAUUGGAUUAUAAUAAGAAUUUUAGUCCACCAGAAGUACAGCGACAAGUUUUUGAACAACAGGUAAAACUAGCAUGCCAAUUACGAAAGCCACUUUGCAUUCAUGAACGAGAUGCUCAUGAUGACGUGAUAUCAAUCCUCGAAGAGCAUAAAUCCUCUUUGCCCCCUAUAGUUUUAUAUUCGUAUACAGGUUCACUAGUUAAUGCGAAAAAAUAUCUCAAUCUCGGAGUCUAUUUGUGUAUAACAGGUUUUUUGACAAAAGAUAGUUCAGAAGAUGGCGUCCAAUCAUUACUAGAGAAGAAUGCUAUACCUCUAGAACAACUUUUAGUUCAAACAGACUCGCCUUUCAUGUAUCCAAAUGCUAGAGCUGCCAAACUACCAGACCGCGUCAAAUCAGCACUUACAGAGAGGUCAUUGUCAUUUUUACAUCGCUAUUGCACUUUUCAAAGAAAUGAGCCAUGCUCUCUUCCGGCAAUCGUAGAAAUGGUAGCGGCAUUUCUGAACAAAUCGCCUGAGGAUGUUGCACUUUCGACGUCUUUUAACGCUCUCAAACUUUUUGGCCUCAGCUAAGUAAAUUUAUAAUAAGGUAAUGAAACAUCUUUAUAUUAGAAAAUUUUGAUAAUUAGGUGUCAUUAUUAAUUUUAAUGUCAAUACGCUUCUUGAAUUUGAGCACAGGGUUUUUAAAAUUUUUUUUUAAUGGUAUAUGAAACUGAGACAAUAUUUUCUUGUUGCCAAGUAUUUCCCAUUGAAUUAUGUAAGUAUCAAAUCUUUAUUAUUUAUAUGUGUUCUUUGCAUGAAAAGCAAACCCAAGACUGAGAAAAUUUUAGUCUUCUUUUUUUUCAUUGGGGUAAUACUUAUUGAUAGAAUUUUGAUCAUAAUUGAUCAUCUCAAGUUCAUAACUUUAGUGAAGGUGGGAUUUUGUAACAACCAUUUUCAGUUUUAUUCAAGAAUAACUUGAUAUUCUCUGUGCAGUUUUUUGGGUGUCGUGCCUGUAAUUUGGUCAUUACCGAUCAUCUUGGGCUGCCUAUCCUGUAUGCGAUAAUACAUCUGAUAGGCCAAAACAGUGAGGAUAGGCAAACCAAGUUGAUCUUUAAUGACCAAGUUAGAGACAAAUCAUGCUCUAAACAAAACACUAUUUUUUUGUAUGUUUAUAGUUCAUAUUUUCCACAUGAAUCUUGACCUUUUUGACAAUAACUACAUGUUAAUAUCUUUUUUUACAGAUUGUUAAUUUUAUAACGGUUAAUAAACAAUUUAAACAUAAAUAAAUGACAUAGCUUACUUUUAAUUUAAAUUUAUAAUUUGACUAGUUUUCAAUGAACACGGUCACACAGGUUAGAACAGAGAUGAUCAUUUUUGAUCAAAUCACUAUCAACAGUUUAUUAGAGACCACCCAUGAUAAUGUUACAAUCUAUUUUUUUUUAUUUAUAAUUUUUUUGUUCAAUAUUCUAUAGAUCAGUGAAUGCUUGUACUGUUGUAUAUGUAUAUUAUUUUUUAUCUUUACAAAGUAUAUUGUUGAGUUUUUUUGUUAUAUGUCUGUUUAAAAGUUUUAGAAAUUUACCAAUUUGUGUUGUACUCGUAGCUCAAUGGAAGCUGUUUAUUUUGAAUUUAUUUUGCUAGCAUGUCGAGUUUAUUCUUUUGACGAUAAUAAUUUGCCAAAGAUCAAAAAUAAAUAAAUAAAAUCAAUAUUUAUUUACAUAAAGAGCAUAUUUUAUAAAUCUAGGUUUAUUUUGUCUACACUGGGUUGUUUUUGACAUAUUUCGAUUUAAUGUUUUUUGAAUUUAUAAAUUAUUUAAUUAAAAAAGAUUUAUUUGUUAUGCCUACUGGCAACGAAACAAUGUCUUGACUGUUGAGAAUGCAGUAGUAUCGCAUUCGCCUUAUUUGCCUGUUAUCUUCGUUGGAUGAAUUUGUGUUGUGGCAUAUUUUUUCUUUGUUUUGUUCAUUCAGUAAUUUUUUUUUUCUUCAUGACUUGCAUUACAAUUUGCAACCGUUUAUGGUAGUCGAAGCAUUUUCAUUUUUAAAAAAAUUCUUUUUGACCAGUAUCUUGUUUUUGUUGAAAUUUUUUAAAUGUUGUACAUAGAAAUCAUUAAAUAAAUUAUUAACUAAUGAAAUUUAUAAAAUUUAAAUUUUGUGAUUCGACGUAAGGAAUGUGUUUUGGUUUUUAACUUAUUAAUUAAAACAGAAAAUGAGUAAAAUUACGAACAAAUCCGUUAAAAUUAAACAUCGAACAUUAUAAAUAUAUGAAUUACAAAAUGUUUAUUAUUUCAUUGUCUCAAAUCAGGAAAUUAACUUUGAGUAACAAAUGAUUAUUUUCCAUAUUUUUAUAAAUAAAUUAAAUUGUGCUGUGAUAGUUUGUGGACAAUAAGACAGAUACUGAUUGUGCCUUAUAUUGUUUCGAUCUUUUCAACGCAGAAUGUCAAGCACUUUUGUAGCUGAACGAUACUAGUAAUUUAUUAUUCUAGAUGUAGCAUAGAGAAGUUUUAAACCGCAUGGAAAAAAAAUCAGUUUUAUUAUAUUGUUUCUUAAUAUUUGUAAUUUAUUGAAGGCUUUUAAAGUCCAGAGUAUACAAAUAUAUUAUUCGACUUGAAUGUACAAUGGAAUUUAAUAUUAAGGGUCAAGUCAAGAAGUUAGCAACUGCAAUAUCAUAAAAAUAAAUUUAAAUAAUUGCUAAACAUGAGCCGUAUUGUUUUGAUUUGUUUUUCAUUAUAUGCCGAAGAAAUUCUUCAAAUUGCCAAUGUAUAUGAACAAAGGUUUAAUUAAAGAUCAAAUAUAAAAGUAA